UUUGUUUCACACUAUUUUGUAUAUCGUCUUUCAUGACCUUGUAACUUAAUAUAGAAUCAUUUUUUAUAGCUAUUAGGAUAUUUUCAAUGUAUAUUUUUCAACUUAUCAUGCCAAUUUUUUCCUGACUGCUUCAUAAAAAUGGGAAAAUCAAGACUUGCUUAUUCAAAAGAAGAUGAUCUGUCUAUUGUUCAAUUUUUACUUGAAGGCAAUUAUUUAAAUAAAGGUCACUUGGGCUUUUCUCUUAACUUAUGGAAGGAAGCUGAAAAAAAAUGUGUAACGCAACAUAGUGCAGAGUCCAUGCGUAACAGGUUUCGUCGAUACCUAUACAAAAAUCUUUCUAAAUUGAAAAAAUCAAUUCUUACAUCCCAGGACAAAAAGAUCUCUUGGUUAUCUUCGACUCAUAAGCCUCUUGCGAAAUCACAGGACGACGCGUUAAAUUCGCCUUUACAAAUGAUUCCGUCUCCAUCGGAAUCUUAUUCUGUGUCUUCCAAUGUGACGUCACAGGAACUUCAUUCAGAACAAUUGAAACAAGAUUGUUCCAAAACUCAUGACAUAUUGGAUUCAUCUUGUCAUUUAAAUGAACCGGAGAACCAUUCCCAAUCAUUACAAGCUUUACAACUGUCUAAUUGUUCUUUGUCAACUGAAACCGUUUCUAAUUUUCCGAAAUUGAUAUCUAACGAUGAUUCAACGUUUUCUCAACAUUCUGAACCUCCUGAAAUUCCUCCAACCUGUGACAAUGAUGUUUUGGAGAGUUUUAGUGAAAACAUGUGGAUUUCAGUCUCUUAUGCUUUAUAUUCUUUUCUUCAUUAUGUGUCUUCUUGUUAUGGAAUCACCUGGAACGAUACCCUAGACAUUCUUCUUGUCACUAAGGGUGACCCUCAACAACUUCUUUCUAUACUCGCCAAUGAGCCAUCAAUUGCAGCAACCCUUCGUGCGUUUCCUGGAAAAGUUUUAUUUCCUUCGACAAACCCAUUUCACCCCUUUAAUCCGUCGAUACGUGUAGGGCCAGCGUUAUCCUCUACCAUACUUGAUAGUUUUCUUUCAAAUACCACCACAACCACUCAAAUUGAAUAGUUCACUCAAAAAAAAAAAAAACCUGAAUUUAUCAAAUAACGCCGUUUUAUUCUAUCAUGUUCCUGCAACGUUUUUAUUUAAAAUACUUAUUCCGUUGAAUUAUUUUUCCGCAAUAGAAACAAUUAAUAUAUUGUUCAUUUGAGCCAAAACCAAUGUUACAUUCGUUUCUAUGAUUUUUGUUUUAAUUAAAAAAUUGAAUCAAUUGACAAACUCAUCCACGCAUUUAUUAAACAUUACAAAGUAAAACUUUUUGAUUUUGAAAAAUUACUAUUUUUCCUGGAGACAAAAUUACACUUUUUGUUGACUCAAAAUAAAAUUUUGGAACUUAGUCUAUUAGGGCAGCCGCCAAAAAUGUCGAAAAUCAAUCUCAAACAUUUUAACGAUUCCUGCUUCGCAAUACUCUUAAAAUUGUCUUGUAUGGAUUUCUUUUUGUGCUUGAUAGAAAAUAGAAAAGGUACAGUGGUGAAUCCAGUAGAGUAGCUUAUUCAUGACAAAUUACCAAUGAAUGUAGCAUUGAGGUAUUUUACAACACUCUCAGUCAGCUGCCUUAGUUUCACUUUUUAAAAUCAAUGAAAGAAAUAGAAUUAUUAAAUCAAAAGUUAAGUCAAACGAUUUCAAAAACAGAGUCGUUUUUCAAUUCACAAAACACUAGCUUGUGCAGUCGCUUGAAUGAUUCGGAUAGUACUGAAACAAAUCACAGUAAAAAGACGUCAUGUGAAAAUUGGAAUAUACAAA
Molecule: messenger RNA, 1809 nt
Organism: Hylaeus volcanicus
Lineage: Eukaryota; Metazoa; Arthropoda; Insecta; Hymenoptera; Colletidae
Product: telomeric repeat-binding factor 2-interacting protein 1-like
Exons: 8
Coding region: 139-1074 (311 amino acids)
Biological process (GO): telomere maintenance via telomere lengthening; regulation of DNA-templated transcription
Cellular component (GO): shelterin complex
Molecular function (GO): telomeric repeat DNA binding
Source: RefSeq, a predicted model, not a curated record